AUGUCGAAGCACGCGGUGUACACACGUGGGAGCGAAGCAGAUCCACUGCUCCUCGGUGUGUACGUCGAUGACCUCAUAAUCACCGGAGCCUCGACCACGUCCAUCGUCAGGUUCAAGAAGGAGAUGAUGUCCAUCUUCAAGAUGAGUGACCUGGGCCUCCUUAGCUAUUACCUUGGCAUCGAGGUAAUCCAGGAACCAUGGUGCAUUCUCUUGUGUCAAACUGCCUACGCCAACAAGCUCCUCGACAAGGUCGGACUGAACAACUGCCAUCCCAUGGUAGUGCCCAUGGAGAAGAAGCUGAAGCUAAGCAAGAAAGGAGGAGGAGAGGCAGUGGAUGGCACACUCUACCGCAGCAUAGUUGGUAGCCUGCGGUACCUCGUCCACACCCGCCUGACAUAUGCUAUGCAGUUGGCUAUGUGA
Molecule: messenger RNA, 420 nt
Organism: Lolium perenne
Lineage: Eukaryota; Viridiplantae; Streptophyta; Magnoliopsida; Poales; Poaceae
Source: RefSeq, a predicted model, not a curated record